Messenger RNA from Drosophila innubila, 1355 nucleotides. RefSeq names its product serendipity locus protein beta. The transcript is spliced from 2 exons. The record is from RefSeq and is a predicted model, not a curated record. Bases 186 to 1217 code for a protein of 343 amino acids. Lineage: Eukaryota; Metazoa; Arthropoda; Insecta; Diptera; Drosophilidae. Gene Ontology annotation, cellular component: nucleus.
UGAAUUUAACAGGGUGGCAGCACUUGGUCCAGGUGGCAACGCGUUGUCUCUUAAGACGUCUCUUUUAUACUAAAAGGAAAAAUAAAAUAAAUUUAUCUACAACUUUGUGUAUGUAAUAUGUGCAUCUUGUAACUUCCCAUUUCAUAAAAAGCAAUUAUUAAGGUCAGGAAAUAUCAGAAUUCAUAAUGAGCGCAGCACGACCCUUCUGUUUCGUUUGUGGCAAGGUGAAGACUGUUGGCGUCUUUCAGCUCAUUGAAGGAUGCAUCGUACCUGGGACCUUUAAGCCCAUCAAAGAUAUACUAAAACACUUUGAAAAAGUAAUUAAUCAGCGUUUGGUUUUAUUGCCAACCUCAGCUGCAUGCAGAGAUUGCUUGGAGUAUCUGUUCAACUACGACCGGCUUGUUAGAAAUCUAAGUCAAGUUCAACGUCAAAUUGCAGAUUCUUUGCUAGGUUGCCGAAAACAAAAGCCAGGAUGUUUGCCGGCCAAGAAAGCUGUCAUAACACCUAAAUCCCAUGAUGUGAAAACAAGCAUCGCAGAUCAAAGCGAUGAAUCUAUGAAGUUAUCACCACAGAAAGCUGUUAAGCUGGAGUCGAAUGAAGAUGCAAUGAGCGAUGAUCAGCCAGAGGACUUUCCAUUUAGCGAUGGCGAGGACAGCACGGAAUCGUCCGAGGAAGAACUAAACCUAGAUAUUCCUUGUCAUAUAUGUGGCGAAAUGUUUCCAAACCAGGAUAUUCUGGAAAAGCAUAUUAAAACGGAUAAUUGUCAAAAGAACGAAUGCGCCACCUGCAAUAUCUGCGGCAUUAAAGUAAAGGACGAGGAAGUACUCGAUUUGCACAUGAAUCUGCACGAGGGAAAGACUGAGUUGGAAUGCCGAUACUGUCCAAAAAAGUUUUCUCACAAACGCAACGUUCUGCGGCACAUGGAGGUACAUUGGGACAAAAAGAAAUAUCAAUGUGAAAAAUGUGGUGAACGUUUCUCCCUCUCCUGGCUAAUGUAUAAUCAUCUAAUGCGACACGAUGCCGAGGAGCAUGCGCUAAUUUGUGAGGUCUGUCAUCAACAAUUCAAAACAAAACGCACCUACAAGCACCAUUUGCGAACCCACCAAACGGAUCGACCGCGUUAUCCAUGCCCGGAUUGUGAGAAAUCCUUUGUAGACAAAUAUACGUUAAAGGUUCACAAACGUGUCCAUUUACCAGUUGAAGCCACACAGGAAUAAAGAAGUAUAUUUAUUCAAAUUCCAUCAAACGUCUACUUUUCAUGCAUUAACAUUCAAAUGUUCACAUGUACUAUGUCCUAGACCCAUAAAUUGAAUAAAACAUAGGUUAAAAUAAAGUUUUGCCACCCUAUAAACCUA